AGAGCGCUAUGGAGUUUAACCAGAAACGCAUGUAAACAAAGAGCUGACGCAGUUUUGACGAGUUAUUUUACAGUUUUUAACGACGUAGCGCUAACGUAUUGAGCUGAAAAUAAAAUCUGGUUUAUGAAUUAACGCAUGGAGGCUAUAGAAGAGCUGUCAAUGUUAGAUUAGCUGUAUCGGGGCUAUAUUUCUUCAUUUUAUUGUAUAUUUCAGAUUACAGUCUGCGAUCCUGCAUCAUGUCUCCACCCUGGCCAACAGGAAAGAAGCUUGUGCACCUAGAUCUGAAAGGUGCACCUCCAAGAAUAAAUUAUCUUCUCAAGUUGAUAGAUCUGUUUGCAGAGCUGGGAGCAGAUGGGCUCCUGGUGGAGUAUGAAGACAUGUUUCCUUAUGAGGGAGAGCUCAAGAUGCUGCAAGCAUCCACACAGCCUGCAUACAGUAAAGAGGAGGUGAUGUCCAUCCAGGAAGCAGCCAAAGCUAAAGGACUGGAGGUCAUCCCACUCAUCCAGACAUUUGGACACAUGGAGUUUGUUUUGAAGCAAGAUUGUCUCCGGGAUUUGAGAGAGGUGGACCACUGCUUGGGCACUUUGAGUCCACACAGGGACAGGCCUUUGCAGCUGGUCAUGCACAUGCUCAGACAAGUCAUAGAUUUGCACCCAGGAAUCACCACUCUGCACAUCGGAGCAGACGAGGUGUACUUGUUGGGCGAGGGGGAGGAGUCCAGGAGGUGGCUGAGAACAUCUGGUCGCAGUGUGGAGCAGCUCUUCCUCAGUCAUGUGACCGCAGUGGCUCGGGCCGUGAAGACAGCCUGGCCGCACCUCACCGUCCUGAUGUGGGACGACAUGAUGAGGGACAUGAGCCAGGACACACUCAGGGACAGUGGUCUAGUCGGACUGGUCCAGCCAAUGUUGUGGGACUAUAACCCUGAUCUGGAUGUGGACAAAACAGUGUCACUAUUAGAGAAGUAUAGCAGGGCCGGCAUGGCGGACGUGUGGGCUGCUAGUUCGUUCAAAGGCUCCACCAGUGUCCACUGCUGUGUGCCGUCUUCUCAGAGACAUGUGGACAACACGCUGCAGUGGCUCAGGGUGGCGGAGUCUGUGUCGGUCGCGGUGCAUUUGAGGGGCAUCGCGCUCACCGGUUGGCAAAGAUAUGACCACCUGUCCGUGCUGUGUGAGCUGUUACCCGUCGCUCUUCCCUCUUUAGCUGCUUGUCUCCAGACCCUCAUCGACGGACUGUUUGACGUUAAAACUCAAGACAAGAUCACGUCCAAACUGGGGAUUUCAUCUGUGGAGGUAGAGGCGAUGGAAAGAAUUUCACAAAACACCACCAUGUUUCCAGGGAGAUUUCUGGCCGAGAUAAUAGUUGAUCUCAAUUCAUUUCUAAAUUCUGAAGACGUGCGAUACUUUGAGCACAACAUGUUUGUACGAGGUUGGUUCAGUCCUCACCAACGACAAAAGAAGAUGGUCAACCCCCUGAUCGUAAUGCAGAUCCAAAGCCAAGCUGCAGCGUAUGUGUCAGUGCUGCAGGAGAAGCUGGACGUCCUGAGAGGAGAGAUGAGCGCCCUGUACCCAGACUCCACAGUGCAGGAGUGGGAGGAGGAGCACGUGUGGCCAGUCCAAGCGUCACUGCAGAAGGUUCUGGAGGACACCACGGCCUGCCUGAGGGACAUGCUGCCGGGACAGUCAGGCUAAAGACACUUUAACCGGAGCUUUAACCGUAGAGUGUGAUGUUUGCGCCGCAGUAACACAGCCUUUAUGUUGAGGAGAGCUGAAGGAUUAUGGAAAAAGACCUAAUUGUGAUUUUUCUAACAAACAUAUUGAUUCAUAUCGAUUUGGGAUUUAUGAGUUCUUAACAAAAAUACUGAAAUAUGAACUGACAAACUAACACAAGAACCACAUUUCAGAACGUGCGUGUACAGAUCUAAUCUACAGGGUUCGACUAAAGUUUAUUUAUGUAGCACAUUUAAAAACAACUUCAGCUGCACAUAAAACAAGGAGAAUAUUGUUGCUAUUGAAGGAAAUUAUGGUGCAAUUAUGGCAGCCUCUUUGAUUAAUCUUGCAGCCUUUUAGUCAAGUUUACAGUUUAUUUUACUACAGCUUAUCCAUUAAAGCUGAGCCGUUGUUUUAACAGAGUUUCUUAUGCUAAAAUGUUGCAUGUUCUGGACUGGAUAUUUUGAAUUACAAGCCCGACUCCACAGACCGUGAUCCCUUGCGUUUCAGUGCAGUAAAAGUUAAUUUGAACAUGUUUAUUGAUGUAUUAGUAAUGUACUAACACAGUAAUGACAUGAAAGGAUUCUUCAUGAGUCCACAUAGUAUUACAUUAAAAUAAUUCCAUGAGUUUUAUACUAAUACCUACAUACACCAGUCAAACGUUUCGAUAAACCAUCUCAUUCAUCUUUUACUACUUUCUACCUUUUAGAUACACACCGAAGACAUGAAAUAUAUGAUGCAAGAUAUGUGGAAUUAUGUAGCAAAACAUUUUUUUAAAUAUAUUUUAUAGUCAUAUCCUCCAAGUAACCACCCUUUGCUUUGUCGACAGCGCUGCAAACCUUUGACCUUUGACCUUCUCUCAAUGAUUUUCUUCUUUUCUUCUUUCUUUUCUUCUUUUCUUGAGUCAAGAAAUGUCAAAAGUGCAAAGCAGUGGUCCAAGCAAAGGUGGCUACUUACAAAAAUCUGGAGCAAGUUUUGAGUUAUUAUGAAUGUAUUUUUAUGUGCUACGUUCCACAUGUGUUUAUUCCUAAUUCAAAAAAACAUAAAUGAAAAAGUGUGUCCAAAUUUUUGACUGAUGAGUGCAUAUGUGCAGUAUUAAAAAGUGUUUAAGUAAUCAAGGCAGUCAAAGUUGGACGGUAAUGUAACCUUGGAUAUUUCAUUUUCUACUGUGAGGAAAACAUCUCAUUAAAAAAACAAUAAAAAACAUCUUUGCAAGCACA
This is a messenger RNA of Periophthalmus magnuspinnatus, 2926 nucleotides long. RefSeq names its product hexosaminidase (glycosyl hydrolase family 20, catalytic domain) containing (gene hexd). NCBI's taxonomy places the organism in Eukaryota, Metazoa, Chordata, Actinopteri, Gobiiformes, Gobiidae. The transcript has 11 exons. Gene Ontology annotation, molecular function: hexosaminidase activity. The record is from RefSeq and is a predicted model, not a curated record. Gene Ontology annotation, biological process: carbohydrate metabolic process. The coding region runs from base 237 to 1688 and encodes 483 amino acids.